AUGAACGCUCUCAAGCUGCAGAAGCGCUUUCCGCAGCUGGACCAGGGCGAGAUUUUCGCUCUUCAGGAUGCAUUCCUUAAACUGGACGUGGACGAUCGUGGCUACCUCGACGAAGCUUCCGUAAUCAAAGCGACCCAACAGUCGGAGCGACAGCCGUAUGACGUUGUACGACAGACCUUGAAGGGCGUGGAACUCGACAGUUCCCGGCGCGUCGAGCUCGAGGACUACAUCGAUCUGGUGUCGCGGCUUCGUUCAGGGCCAGCUCCUGGUGCUCAGGGCGGAUCGAGCCCCGCGGCUGUGAUCCAAGGAGCUCAAGCUCAGCCUGGAGCCGGUGCUGGCGGCUCCCGCCAUGUUUCCAAGGGCAGCGUCGGGGGCAGGAUUCAUGUCCAAGGAUCUUCGUCGAACGUCACCCACACGAUCAACGAAGAUGAGCGAACCGAAUUCACGAGACACAUCAAUGCCGUCCUGGCCGGCGAUCCGGACAUUGGAAACCUCUUGCCCUUCCCCACCGACACGUUCGAGAUGUUCGAUAAGUGCAAGGACGGCUUGGUCCUCGCCAAGUUGAUCAACGACAGCGUGCCGGACACCAUCGAUGAGCGUGUUUUGAACAAGGCCGGAAAGAAGAUCAAGGAGCUGAAUGCUUUCCACAUGACCGAGAAUAAUAACAUCGUCAUCAAUUCGGCUAAAGGCAUUGGGUGUUCCGUCGUGAACAUUGGAAGUGGAGAUAUUAUCGAGGUUCGGGAGCAUCUUAUUCUCGGCUUGAUCUGGCAAAUCAUUCGUCGUGGCCUGCUGGGCAAGAUCGACAUCAAGCUGCACCCCGAACUUUACCGACUCUUGGAAGAAGACGAGACUCUGGAGCAGUUUUUGCGCUUGCCGCCGGAGCAGAUCCUGCUCCGUUGGUUCAACUACCACCUUAAGAACGCGAAAUGGGAUAGACGGGUGAACAACUUCUCUACUGAUGUGAAGGAUGGUGAGAACUACACCGUUCUUCUGAACCAACUGGCACCGGAUGCCUGCUCCCGUGGACCUCUUCAGACCAGGGACUUGCUUCAGCGCGCAGAGGAGGUCCUCACAAAUGCAGAGAAGUUGGAUUGUCGAAAGUUCCUGACCCCUACCUCACUGGUCGCUGGAAAUCCUAAGCUUAACCUCGCCUUUGUUGCCAAUUUGUUCAACACGCACCCUGGACUUGAUCCUAUCACCGAAGAGGAGAAGCUCGAAGUCGAAGACUUCGACGCCGAAGGUGAGCGCGAGGCCAGAGUUUUCACCCUCUGGCUUAACUCGUUGGAUGUGCAGCCGGCGGUCAACUCCCUGUUUGAUGACCUGCGCGAUGGAACUGUUUUGCUGCAGGCCUACGACAAGGUUAUCCCCGGCAGUGUUAACUGGAGACACGUGAACAAGCGUCCGGCUUCGGGUGCUGAGCUGAUGCGAUUCAAGGCGGUGGAAAAUACAAAUUAUACCAUCGAACUUGGAAAGCACCACGGCUUCUCUCUGGUGGGUGUACAGGGUGCUGAUAUUACCGACGGCCAGCGGACCCUUACGCUUGGCUUGGUGUGGCAGUUGAUGCGCCGGGAUAUCACCAGAACCCUGUCCGCCCUCGCGCAGCGACUGGGCAAGCGCGAGAUCACGGACGCAGAGAUGAUUCGAUGGGCAAACGAUAUGUCCAAGAGCGGCGGCCAGUCUUCUACGAUCCGCAGCUUCAAGGAUCCGUCCAUUGGAUCCGGCCUGUUCCUCCUGGACGUGCUCAAUGGCAUGAAGAGCAGCUACGUAGACUACGACCUGGUCACUCCUGGCCGCUCCGACGAUGAGGCUUAUGCCAACGCUAAGCUGAGCAUCAGCAUUGCCAGAAAAAUGGGUGCCACCAUCUGGCUGGUGCCCGAGGAUAUAUGCCAAGUACGCUCUCGCCUGGUCACCACCUUCAUCGGUUCUCUUAUGGCCACGCACGAGAAGAUGUAG
Penicillium cinerascens is the source of this 1953-nucleotide messenger RNA. It is a transcript of the gene sac6, whose product is annotated as fimbrin. Gene Ontology annotation, biological process: actin filament bundle assembly; actin filament network formation. Bases 1 to 1953 code for a protein of 650 amino acids. Gene Ontology annotation, cellular component: actin filament bundle; cytoplasm; actin filament. The transcript has 5 exons. The record is from RefSeq and is a predicted model, not a curated record. Gene Ontology annotation, molecular function: actin filament binding. NCBI's taxonomy places the organism in Eukaryota, Fungi, Ascomycota, Eurotiomycetes, Eurotiales, Aspergillaceae.